UUCAUUUUUAGUACAUUUAAUCAAAGAUUUUGUUACUCCAGCUGCUAGUUUUUAACUUAAUUUAUUAAUUUGCAACAAAUAUUAAACAACAAUAAAGAAUUGAAUGCAUAAAAAAACAAUAGCACUUCACUUCAGGUAUUCCUUUGUGGUUCCAAACCGAACCAAACAGAUUAAAGUAAAGGCCUAAGAGAUAUAGUUUAAGUAUAUAUCGGUUUUUACAGCAGUUAUGGUAAAACUCCUUGUUGGUGUGGCGGUAACAUUGUUACUGCAAACUACUUCAGCUAUUACGGCCAAAAGCUUAAAACUUAAUUCCAAUGUACGUAUCAGAACUAGACAAGAAUGGGUAGCACAACCUCCAUCCAAAAGACUGCCUAGCCUCCCUAGAGCUGUGCCGAAUAUUGUUGUAUAUCAAACAGCGACGGACACGUGCAAAUCCCAUGCCCAAUGUGUAUUUAGAGUUAGAUACUUACAAACAUAUGAUAUUGAAAGCAGAAGCAUGAGCGAUAUUGCAUACAAUUUUCUGGUCGGUGGAGACGGUGCCAUCUACGAAGGCAGAGGAUGGAAGUUUCAUGGUGAUCAUAAUGAAGAAUACAACAGUAAAAGUUUAGGAAUAGCGUUCAUCGGAACUUUCGCCAAUGCCAAACCCACCAAGAUUCAAAGUAUGACGUUUAACAAACUGGUCAAUAAAGCGUCGAAAGAAAAACGUUUGAAAAGAGACUACAAACUACUGAUCGACAAGGGUUCCGGUGACCAAUUGAUUGCACUAGUAAAAAAUUGGCCACAUUUUGCUGGAGAAGUCUAAAUUGAAUAUUUAAAAAUACAUACAAAGUGGUCCAUUUAGCGAGGAAGUCCAAUAUCGACGUUGUUGACAAAGAUAUGAAAAAAGUUUUAUAUAGAAGUUUUAUAAAGGUGCAUAACCUAAAAAUAUUUUGUUGUAUACAAGGUGUUUUUAAAAAAAAUAUGAUGAAGUUUUAAGUUCUUUUUAAAUUGCACCCCCCAUUUUUAUGUACAUAAUUUGCUUCUGCAUAAGAUUCUGCAUUCUGCAUUCUAUAUAUAGUAUACUAUUUUUGUUGGAAGCAGUAUGCGGU
This is a messenger RNA of Sitophilus oryzae (rice weevil), 1088 nucleotides long. Its product is annotated as peptidoglycan-recognition protein LF-like. The record is from RefSeq and is a predicted model, not a curated record. Gene Ontology annotation, biological process: peptidoglycan catabolic process. Gene Ontology annotation, molecular function: N-acetylmuramoyl-L-alanine amidase activity; zinc ion binding. Bases 227 to 802 code for a protein of 191 amino acids. The transcript is spliced from 5 exons. NCBI's taxonomy places the organism in Eukaryota, Metazoa, Arthropoda, Insecta, Coleoptera, Curculionidae.